AUGAAUAAUAAAAGAACAAGAAAGGAAUUCGAAGAUGAAAUUGAUAGUGUUGAUGAAAUUAGUAGAUUAAAUAAAAAAUUAGAUCAAUUUAAAGAAAUCAAAUUUGAGGAAUGGACAUCAGAGAUAAAAUCAAAGCAGGGCGUUAUUUAA
Messenger RNA from Dictyostelium purpureum, 150 nucleotides. RefSeq lists its product as uncharacterized. NCBI's taxonomy places the organism in Eukaryota, Evosea, Eumycetozoa, Dictyosteliales, Dictyosteliaceae. The record is from RefSeq and is a predicted model, not a curated record. The coding region runs from base 1 to 150 and encodes 49 amino acids. The transcript has a single exon.